This is a messenger RNA of [Torrubiella] hemipterigena, 9357 nucleotides long. The record is from the annotation of a GenBank genome assembly. Lineage: Eukaryota; Fungi; Ascomycota; Sordariomycetes; Hypocreales; Clavicipitaceae.
CUGCUGCCUUGACUGUCGUCUGUGAAUUGCCACUGCUUCUGCAAACAAUAAAAACAGUAGACGCCAUCUGCGUGUGGAUGGCGAUGCUCUCUACUUGCUGUACCGAUAUUUUGCACUUAUUCUUCUAGCACAGCGGCUCUUUUCAUUUCAUUCAUUACACCCCAGCGGCAUAUCCCCAUUCGUUUGACGCCCCUUGGCUUUACGGCGAUGAGCUAGCAUUUAUACCCGGAUUUACUACCCAGAAACUCGUUGGAGUCUAACUCAACAUGGCACCACCUCGCGUUGCAAAGGAUUCGCUCAAGAGUCUGAGUGGUAAUUUUACAAAAAAAAAUUACGAUGGCUGAGGCACAACUAACACGCGAUUAGACAAGCUUCAGAGCAUGGCUUCGGGAGACACCCUCAGCACUGAGCCAAUUGAAAGUUUACUGCUUGUUCUAAAGAACCCAGUACAGAUUGCUGAAUUCUCAAAAUUUGACAGUAGCACAUUCCAUUCGUUUUUUGAGAAUCUCUUUCGUUUUGUUCUCGCAUCAAAGCGAGACUUUCUGAGCAAACCCAAGUCCAAAACACCACUGACUCGUCUUGCCAAAGCCGGAGAACUGGUCAAAAUAUCUAUUGGGAUUGGCAUCCCCCGCAUUCGACAAAAGACCUUGUCAGCCGUUGUUGACCACAUUACCCAGGUGAUUGCUGGUCCCAAUGGAACUCAAAUUGAACCCAUUGUCGACAACUAUGGCAAAGCAUUGUCGGACUUGGUAGCCUUCCCCAGCCAUGUAGAGCAUCUAGCCACUUCCGAAAAAGCUCGUUGGCAUGCCUGCGUUGAUUUCUUCAUUAGCAUUGUACAUCGUGCUAUGCCCAACGAUGCAUGUGAAUUGGAUUCUAUGCGGCAAGAUUCUCCUCGACUUGGAACGCCAGCUGCGCGAUCGAUGACUGUGCGAGCUUCGUCUGUCCUGUAUUCAGCGCGAGGUGCUGAUGUUGCCCGAAAAGGCCAGUUAGACGACGCUUUGGACGCUCUUCAAAAUCUCAGCAUUGGAUCAAACGCACCGAUACUAGACCGACUUGAUGAGCUAACAGAGGUUGGACUACGCGUUUUGAGCAGUGGCAACGGGUCACUCCACUCUAAGAUCGCAAGUUUUGCUAUUAUCAACAACUUGCUGACAGUUUCAAAAUGUGAGAAGGAGGAAGAGACACGCACAUUGACCCAGUCUCUAGUACCCAUAAUUGCAUAUUGGUGGCGAUCCGACAAGUCAGACCGUGAUUCUGCCUUAGCCGGCCUUCGGCAAGAAAUUCUGCGGACAGUCAUGCUAAUAGGUCCGCCCUUGGAAUAUAUAGUGUCUAAAAUGGUCGAUAAAGAUACUGCUGAUGAACUGGACCAGCUCCUCGACGGUCUUUGGUUGGAAUACUCGCGGCGAGAAACGAAGCUCCAGCUUGAGGAUAUAACAUUCUCACGGUCUGAACUUAUGAAUGGUUACUUGCAGCAUAAAUUCUUUGGUCUUCAAACACACAGUGCAGAAGCUGAACAAAGGUGGAUGCUUGUUAAAAGCAUCGCAGCUCUUGAAAAUAUUCUUUCUAGCUACAGUCUUAAGACCCAGGAGCAUGCCAGGAGCGAUCCAGACGCAAGAAGAAAGAAGCGCCGAACAGAAUUGCACGAAAGCCGGAUUUUGAAGCGGUUUAACGCAGGGGAUAAAAACAUACAGUUCGCCGCCUUACAUGUGCUUCCGUUCAUUUUGAACUGCCAGGAUCUUUUACAGGACGAUCUCAACGAGCUACUCCCAUUGCUACUGGAGCUCACAAACCAUAAAGAUUCGCUUGUUGUUUCUUGGUCUCUUAUCGCACUCGCAUGCUGUGCACUCUCAUAUCACACUCGAACCGAAGCCAGACAUUGGAAACAAUCUUGGCUAAUUGCCACAAGAACUGUGAGCAUUUCGGGAACAUCUAGAGCGGCUUGCUUUUUGUUGCACGCAAUUGCGGAUCGAAACAUCUUUCCGCAUCAUGAAAUUGCAGAAGACGUCAAUGGUAUCGUUGCCGCUGCUGAUGUUAAAGGCCCUGCUGUUCUUUGCGAUACCUCUAUCGCACUUAUGUCCAAAUUUAUGCUUCUCCGGAAUAUGAAACUCCCGAAUGCUAGCCAUGCAACCUCGAAUCAUAUUAUUAGAUGGCUCUUUCUACGUUGGAAACCUGCUGAAAUCUCCCGAGGACCGCCUGCAUCGUCACUGGAUAUCAUAAACUUGCUUUGCAACUGCUGUGGAAGCCAGCGUUUUAUCCCGGAUGAGCAGGCUUUGGUGCCCGGUGGCUCGCUAUUCGCAUUGUAUACAUCAUUGAAGUCUACCGCAAAAUUUGAAAGCUAUCUUCUGCUCCUUGAGGAUCCCGUCCGUGUUACGACGGGCUCAAAGACAAUUCAACAGGAUCCCGAUAGAACCACUACCAGCAGUAUAACUGACAGGACCAGUUCAUAUGCGACAAAGAAACUGAUUCUUGAGCUUCUCUAUCCCAAGCUAGAAGAAUUCGGAGGCAUAUGCACUGAAUGGACAGUUUCAGCUGGCAAGGGAAACCUUUCAAUACCACUUGAAAUCUUCGAUAAUUUUCUCUCAGCACUUCUAGUGGGAGCCCUUAUGCUUCCUCAUGUUCUGGAUAUCAAUUCAUCGCAGGCUACCAGUUUAGAAUCUGUCAUCCAUGACCUGGCUGACCGUGGUAUAACGGUAGCAAUAUCGUCAAGCGAAUCAGAAACCUUUAUUCAUCAUUUACUGACACAUGUGGCACCGUUUAUGCCGCGUAUGAAUAGUUUAUCUAUUGAAACUCUUCAAGCUGUUCAUCAUGGCCUCUAUAAGCUACUGAUGAAGCUGUCAUUUUGUAUGGAGGGUGGAAAAAUCAGCCAGGACUUCAGUGAUAUCCAGGAUCAAAUGGACUUAGACGACGAGUUCCAGUCUCAGAGUAGUAGAACUACAACGGUUUCUACUCCGAAUACAUCCCCUCGCACCCUGGUACAAGCUCAAACAAGCUAUGUAUGUUUCUAUUCGGAUAUACAAAGUCGUUUUGGCUUACUCCGAGAAUUUCAUGACGAUGAAUCACAGACUGGCUUAGUGCCGGCUCUAUUCGUGGAAAAGCUCACAGACCUGUCAAAUGAUGAACUGCUAGCAAAGUAUGCGUUUGUUAUUGAGCUAUUUUCGUCCGAUCUGGUUGCAUCUGUGGACACUGCAUUGCUCAUCAUUCAACGAAUUGGUAGCAUUCUCUCCAAAUAUGCCUAUACUUGUUGCGAGAUAUGUCUGGUCACCUGCAUUGAUAUUAUAGACGGACUCACAUCAAUCUGGCGACAAGAUGAUGAUAAUUUGAACGGCGCCGUUGGGGAUCUCUACUAUUAUUUGGUAAACCAGGCCCUUCCAUCCAACAUGCUAUCACCAAGAGCUCUCAUAUCACUUUCAUCGCUUCUAUUCACAUUGCUGAAGGUAUAUCCGGGUUAUGGAACCCAGCUUGAAUUGGAUUCUUGCCGAACAACCCUAUUUCGUAUUAUGGAAAAUACACGCAUUGAGGUCAAAUACUUCAUUGCUGAUCGUAUAGCAGACCUUUUCGAUCUGUUUAUAUUGGCCGUACAUGACGAAGUAUUUGUUGAUGUUCUGGAUCGACUUCCAUCUGACCCGGCGCAGACAUCUGGAAUCGCUUAUCGUCUACUUGUCUUGACCCGCUUGGCAUGCAAGUGGCCUACUCUACUACGGAGAUGUGUAUACCACAUUUUCGAAACCCCUGGAAAGGUGCAAAACGCCAACAAACACGCUGAACGCUGUAUGAACGAGAUAUCAAAGCAGCUAAAACUUGACUCCGCUCGAGACUUAUUUAAACUCUUCUCUCGCCAAUUGCUGUAUACUUGGAUGGAAAAUGAUAGCCCCGAGAGCAUACCGUAUUUCGUCUUCGACUUUGACGAUGUAUCGGAUUUGCUUAAAUCCGCAGAGGCAGAUGCUGUUGGUUUGGCUUACAUGCGAAAUCAGGACACGACACAGCGGUUUAUAUCAGAGGCAACCGGGAAAAGUAAAGUUGAUUCCCUUAAAAACAACUUUGCAACCUCUCUGGCUUUCUCUAUGGUCCAGAUAGCAUCUACGGCAGCCGGAAAAGACCAUGGGGAGCUAGCUAUUACAAAGGCACUGGGGAACAAAGCUUACACUGAAGCAGUUUACGUCAAUUUUGUCGACAUUGUUUUUGCAUUUCUCAGUCUCAUCGAUCAAGACGACUCAGUCGAGAAAGUGCUCGCAAAAUUUCCUGACCUGGUGUACGCUAGUAGGAACUUGAAGGACAUUCUGGCAAUCUCACAUUCUCCGUCUCAGCUCCCACCUAAUCAACAGCCAGUCUUUCGCGCCAAGUAUGUCAUAUACGAGCUGUCACGCCUCUGUCAAGGUACGCAGUUCCAGCUUCAUGAACUAUGGACCCCAUCGCUUGUCGUAUCUGUAGUUCGAAAGCUGCUUAAUGCUGUGCGUCCAGCUUUAGGAUCAUUACACGCCUGUUCAAUUCUGCGGAAGAUUCGUCUCGUCGUUGCACUCGCAGGAAAAGUCGUUUUUGACUCAUAUUGUCUCGAAAUGCUGUUGACUACUACCAGAACGUUUGUUGUUGACGGCGAGUGCGCAGAUGAUGCACUCGGGCUCAGCCAAUAUCUGCUUCUUGGGGGACAGAUGCAUCUUGAGAAACACCCAUCUCUCUUGGCUGGCUACAGCCUCUCUACACUUGUUUCCCUUCGCGUCUUUCUCGAAUCUAGCCAAUCUUCCACAACACAAGAGAGUCAAUUCCGUGCGACGAUGCAGAAAGCACAAAAGUUCCAUGAUUGGUUUACGAAAUAUCUUGCGAACGCCAAUAUCACCUUCAACUCUCAAGUUCAGAAAAAUGCAUUUUCUUCCAUUACACAGGCUGCUGGCUACACACGCUCUUCUGGUAAUGCUGAAAAGAAUACACAUGAAAGCAAUCUGCUUUUAAAUAUCUUGGGCGAUGAAGGCUCCGCAGAUCAACUCCUCGAUCAGUCAUCUCGUAAGCUUGCAUUGAGUUUAUUGUGUGGUGACUUCUCCAUGCCUGCUCAAGUCACAGAUGAUAUCAUUGAUCAAGAUACUAAGGCAAUUGAAUACUCAUCUGCGGUAUUCAAAAGUUGUGAAGCUGAGGGGCUCAGCCAAAACUACCUUUCAUGGGCUGGUCGCGUUCUGGGCAGAGCUUUCGCAGCGUCGGGGGAUUUACCUGACGACCUGUUGUGUGAAACAAAACUGCAGCAGUACGCGAAGCUGUCCCCCAACAAGAACGGGUCUGAAAUGGGUAUCUUGAGCCUCUUACAAGAGCUAACGGCUAGCCCCGAUACUGAAUUUGCAGGACUUGCUGAAGCUGCCCUUCGGUCCGCCGUUUCCAUCGCGCACGCUGUAGAAGACUCGCCACUCGUCGUCGCUUGCCAGCGAAGUCUGCGCGAGCCUUUGUAUCUUGCUUCGAAAUGGAACUUAUACCAUUCACCACCAUCUGAGAGCGUCGAUGCCAGCUCAUCAACCAUCGCGAGGUCAGUUUGGCCAGAUGAUAUUAAUUCACCCGAUUGGGCGCGAAAUUUGUCUAUCUAUCUUGUACGCUGUGUAUCAGAUUCAACAUUACUCAGCGUUCUACAACCGGUGCUUGAUAAAGUACCGGGAUUUGCGUCCAAAGCAUUGCCUUUUAUUGUCCACCUCGUGCUUCUCUUUCAAAGCGGCGAGCAGCCAGUUGUAAGACAGCUGCUAUCUGAUAGCGCGAACACAUGGCUCAAGACGGUUACUUCUGACAACGAAGACGGCGUUAAACUACUGCUCAAUACGGUCUUAUAUCUACGGACUCAGGAGUUUCCAAAUGAAGCUACUAUUGCCGACCGACUUGGUUUUUUGAGUUUAGAUUAUGGGCUUCUUGCCCAGGCAGCAUCUCACUGUGGCAUGUACAAGUCAGCACUCUUGUUUAUCGAGAUUGCUGCUUGGCAGUCUAGCAAAUCCUCACGUCGUACCUCAACCUCUAUACCCCAACAACUGGAUCAAAGGGAGACGCUUUUGUCUAUUUUUGAAAAUAUUGAUGAUCCAGAUGCUUACUAUGGAUUACCCGAGGAGGCCAAUCUAGCCAAUGUUCUUGCCCGAGUCGAGUAUGAGAAUGAGGGGUCCAAAACACUUGCAUUUCGAGGCGCACAGCUUGAUAGCCACAUUCGGAUGAACGAUAGGACAGCGGCUACAGAUUCACAGGCUCUUGUAAAUGCGCUAAGCACACUGGGGUAUGCUGGCCUCUCUCAUUCUCUUCUACAGGUCCAGCAAGAUGCUGACCCUACCUUUGCCUCCAUCGAGAGUACCUACAAAGCUGCAACAAAAUUAGAGAUGUGGAAUCUUCCCGCGAUUUCAAACGAACAUCACUACGCGGUGAAUACAUACCGUGCAUACCAAUCUAUCAGCAGUGCGACCAAUGAACUUAUUGCUCAAAAUGCCGUCUACGAUGCGCUAUCUUCUUCUAUGAAAGCACUGACAAGCCAUGGCCAUACCAAUGCUAGCACUCUCCGCAAACAGCUAGGCGGACUCGCUUCGCUAACUGAAUUGGAUGAACUUCUUAACGUUGCCGAUUCGGCGAAUCUUGAUAUGAUCGCAUCGAACCUCGAUUCUCGAAGCCAAUGGAUGCGGCGUGGAGUCUACGACGAUGUGAACCAGAUCUUGUCCUCUCGAGGAACUACGCUCAAUGUGCUGGCUGAGCAUUCCGACCUAGUCGGUAGCUCUAAGGUACCGAAAGCUACGUUGAGGCAGAUGCAAGUCAGCUCACUUCUUUUAUCGUCUCAGAUUUAUAGGUUCCACAAAGCAAAUCAAGAGUCCUUGAAUAUUUCCACAGCCCUAUCCAAUAUGAUUCCGGCCUGUGAGAAACUCGAUCUUCACGUCGAUGCAGCUAUUACCAUUGAAAUUGCCAACUCGCUCUGGGACCAUGGCGAAAUUGGAUCAUCUAUCCGCAUGCUACAGUCAGUUGAUCAGAAAUCGCAACUUAAUCGCCAAGCAAUUCCUGUCAAAAGAGCUGAUCUCCUAGCUAAGAUUGGUCAUAAAGCUUCUGUCGCUCGAUUAGAGAAACCAAGAGAUAUUCAGAAAAAAUACCUGGAGCCUGCGCUAAAGGACUUGGAUGGAGAGAGCAAGACGCAAGAAGCUGGCCUUGUUUUCCAUCAAUUUGCCAAAUUUUGUGACGAGCAACUGCAGGAUGCGGACGGCCUGGAAGAUCUUGGUCGUCUCCAAAGCUUGAAAAAAGCAAAGAGUAAUGAGGUGCAAGAGCUGCAGUCUCUCAUAGCAACAACGAAAGAAACACAGUUGCGAAAGAAGUACAACAAUGUGUUGGGAAGAGAGAAGCAGUGGCUUGAACUGGACCAGCAAGAGCUACGACGUGUAGAGCAGACCAGGGCAGAGUUUAUCAGGUUGAGCUUGGAAAAUUAUCUGCUCUCGUUGGCUGCAUCGGACGAGCACGACAACGACGCGCUUCGUUUCACAGCACUAUGGUUGCAGCGGCCAGACGAUGAAGUCACCAACAAAGCUGUCUCUCGUCACUUGUCCAAAGUACCAACUAGAAAGUUUGCUGGAUUGAUGAACCAGCUGACAUCUAGACUCCAAAAUGAUGGGAGCCCUUUCCAGAAGCUGCUCAUGGAAUUGGCGUAUAAUGUUUGCAAUGAUCAUCCCUAUCAUGGCAUGUACCAAGUGUGGUCUGGUACAAAUGCAAAGAUUCAACAAAAGGACCAAGUUGCGGUGAUGAGAGUCCGGGCUACGGAGCUGCUUGCAGAACGGUUGACUAGCAAGGAGAGUUCAGCUAAAGUGUGGACAUCAAUAUCCAAGACAAGCCGAUACUAUCAUGCAUUUGCUAUGGAUAGAGACGAGAAGCUCUACAAGGCCGGAAAUAAACUGCCGCUCAGAAAUUCUCCCAAGGGCCAGAACCUGAUGAGUUGUCUUUCUAGAUAUCCAAUUCCUCCGCCUACGAUGCAUAUCGAGGUGAGCGCAACGAGGAAUUAUUCGCAUAUCCCCAUGGUGGCCAAAGUAGAUUCGACUAUGACGAUUGCAUCGGGAAUCAGCGCACCAAAGAUCAUCACACUUGUAGGCACUGAUGGAAAACGAUACAAGCAACUUGUUAAAGGUAGCCACGAUGAUCUGCGACAAGAUGCUAUCAUGGAGCAAGUGUUUGCUGCCGUCUCCUCUGUCUUGAAACUCCACCGGACUACACGUCAGAGAAACCUGGGCAUUCGAACAUACAAGGUGCUGCCUCUAACAGCAUCUUCUGGUCUGAUUGAGUUUGUGCCCAACACUAUCCCCCUACAUGAAUUCUUGAUGCCUGCCCACGAAAAGUACUACCCACGAGACUUGAAAGGAUCCUCCUGUAGAAAGGAAAUAUUCAACGUUCAGGGGCAAUCAGUUGAAAUUCGAGUUAGUACCUACAAGAAGAUUACGGAGCGAUUUCACCCAGUCAUGAAACAUUUCUUCAUGGAGCACUUUACAGACCCAGAUGAAUGGUUCACUAGGCGUCUAGCCUACACACGCAGCACAGCAGCUAUCUCUAUUCUAGGCCACGUCCUGGGUCUUGGCGACCGACACGGGCACAAUAUUUUACUGGAUACCAAGACUGGUGAAGCAGUACAUAUUGAUUUGGGUGUGGCAUUUGAGGCAGGACGAAUUCUGCCCGUACCAGAGUUGGUGCCUUUCCGUCUCACUCGAGACAUUGUGGACGGUAUGGGAAUCACGAAAACAGAAGGCGUUUUCCGCCGAUGCUGUGAGUUUACACUUGAUGCACUGCGAGAAGAACAAUAUUCGAUCAUGACCAUCCUGGAUGUGUUGCGAUAUGAUCCUUUGUAUACGUGGACCAUUGCGCCAUUACGAAUGGCGAAACUACAAAAGAAUCGUCAUAAUGACGACAACGCGGCACCCGAAGAGUCCAUUGCCGAGAAUGCCAAGAAGGAAACAAAGACGACAUCGACUUUGAAUGAGCCAUCAGAGGCAGAUCGCGCCUUGGAAGUUGUGAGAAAGAAAUUGAGCAAGGCACUGAGUGUGUCGGCGACGGUGAAUGAUUUGAUCAACCAGGCCACGGAUGAGCGUAACCUAGCUGUAUUAUACUGCGGCUGGUCAGCCUAUGCUUGAGUUGGAUAUUGUGGUGUACGAUUGUGCUUAGGCGAUAGACUCGCUUUUUUUGUAUUUGGUUUGCAUUUCACAGCGGUUGUAUAUAAUAGACUAGGAAAUAGAUUGUCUGAAGACUUUCAACGAUGUGAAGAUGGGACCUGCCAUGUGGUUUGUUUCGCAGCUUUGAUGCCAAGCGCCAUCUGCAUUGAACUUGAUGACAUCCCCGGUUAUCGACCAUUAGACAGGAAUCUAUAAUACACAAUGAGCGAAGGCGGGGAACUGGUAC